This is a messenger RNA of Nelumbo nucifera (sacred lotus), 2513 nucleotides long. RefSeq lists its product as uncharacterized. Gene Ontology annotation, biological process: GPI anchor biosynthetic process. Gene Ontology annotation, molecular function: hydrolase activity, acting on ester bonds. The record is from RefSeq and is a predicted model, not a curated record. Gene Ontology annotation, cellular component: endoplasmic reticulum membrane. NCBI's taxonomy places the organism in Eukaryota, Viridiplantae, Streptophyta, Magnoliopsida, Proteales, Nelumbonaceae.
AGGGUUUUCUGCAUCAACGAGUUCUAGGAUGACAUCACUGUGUCCAUUUGUAUUGGACUACUCUUGGCAGAAUGUUCUGUGUAUUGGGAGGGCGGCCAUAGGUAGAAGCCAUUCCAUUCACGCUGUUUCGUCGAGUAUUAUCAGAGUGAUUUUCGCAUUAGAAGCAGCACAUCCAUCCCCAUUGGGUUAAAUAUAGAAAGGCUUCUCAUGCCGACCGACUUCCAGAGUCAGAGUCCAUGAAUGAAAGUGUUCACUCCAAGGUGAAGGAACAGUACAAGUUGUCGCCGCUUCCAUUUCUACUGGGAUGCUCUUGGGAGUUGGGAGUGAAAGAAUUGGCAAUGAUGGUCUUCUCGACUCUACGAAAUCGAAUACCUGAAUUAAUGUAAGAAUACAAUCACGAACCAAGAAAACCAGAUCAUUGCCAUAUUAUCUAAAAGAGAAGAGAAGGGAAGAGAGAUAAUGAAUUAACAGGGAUUGAGAAGAGAAAGUGUUUGACAGAGAGAGUUGCCGGCAGGAUAAGGGUUUCGGCGGUUGCAGGCAAUGGAGAGAGGGGGAGAGAGAGAAGGGUGGGUCUUGAAUUUAUUUAUAUUUUCUAAAUGUUGAAAAUGGAGACGGAGGUGGAAUCUUCGCACGCUUACACGGGAUCGGGGGCUCGUGCUUAGGGACGGAUGUUUCUCUCUCGCACUCGGGGAAAAUAUUAAGGCAGUACAGAGAGGGAAAAGAGACGAUAGCAUCCCGUCAUCUCCACCGUUAGAAGGGAUGAAGUACGAGGGCUGAGCUUGAGAAUCAUCCGUUCAUGUUGAUCGUUGAAUAUUUGGUCUUGACUCUUGACGGUAAAUCCAGCAAUAAAGAAGACCAAUCAACUUGUUCAUUUCUACCUGGCCCACGGGAAAGAAAACUUUAAGGAUCUCCACGAGUCGGAUUGUCUUGCUUUCAGAGUUCAUUUCUGAAACCCAGAACUCCGUCGAACUUGCGAUUCGCCAAAGGAAAAAGAUAUUAAUAAGACAAUCUUGUACUUGGUUCAGGUUUCCUUCUCCGAGACUGUGUUUUAGGGUUUCGAAUAGCUUCUUAUUCUUCCAGAGUUCUACAGUUAUUCCUUUUCAUUUCAUAAAUAAAUUGUGUUUAUAUAGAAGAAUCAGGGACGAUUUGAGCUGACUCAAAGUCUCAAACCUACUGCAAAUAGAAGACAAUCAGUCUUCAUCUAAUAGAAUAUCUUCUUGCUGUUGAUAUGGUUUUGGAGAUCUCCGGAGCUUUAUUUUUUAUUUCGAGGCAACUGUUUUGAACUAGAUGGCAGAUCGUUGUUGGAUUGCUUUUUUGGCGGCACUUUCGUGUCUGUUUGGAGUUCUCAACGCCAGUGCUGGGGACUCCGAUCCACUUUACAAGGCUUGUUUAGAGCAGUGUGAGAAGACUGGUUGUGUUAGGGACUUGUGUUUUCAGCACUGCAGAUUCUCAUCUGAUGGUGUCCCUAUUGAUGGUCCAUGGUACAUGCAGGAACCACUUUAUUUGAGGUGGAAACAGUGGGAUUGUCAGAGUGACUGUCGGUACCACUGCAUGCUUGACAGAGAGAGGGAAAGAGAGAAACUGGGGAAUAGGCCUGUCAAAUAUCAUGGAAAGUGGCCUUUCCAGCAUGUCUUUGGAAUUCAGGAGCCUGUUUCUGUGGCGCUUUCUGCAUUAAACCUUGCAAUACAGUUCCAUGGAUGGCUGUCUUUUUUCAUUUUGCUGUACUACAAAUUGCCUCUGAGGCCAAAUAAAAAAACAUUUUACGAGUACACUGGCUUGUUUCAUAUCUAUGGGCUCUUAUCAAUGAAUUCCUGGUUCUGGAGUGCUGUUUUUCACACACGAGAUGUGGGUCUAACAGAGAAGCUACACUACUCUUCAGCUGUGGCAUUCCUUGUUUAUACCCUUAUUCUGGCCAUACUAAGAACGUUUAAUGUGAGGGAUGAAGCUGCUAGAGUCCUGGUUGCGGCCCCAUUGAUUGCAUUUGUGACAACCCAUAUCUUAUAUCUCAACUUCUAUAAACUUGACUAUGGUUUGAACAUGAAAGUGUGUCUUAUCAUUGGAAUAGCUCAGCUUCUCCUGUGGGCUGUCUGGGCUGUUCUGGCUCACCAUCCAUCACGGUUGAAAUUGUGGAUAGUUGUCAUGGGUGGAGGCCUUGCUAUGCUCUUGGGGGUAUAUGAUUUUCCUCCACACCGGGGAUUUGUGGAUGUUCAUGCUCUCCAACAUGCUGCCACCAUUCCUUUAAGCUACCUCUCGUGGAGCUUCAUCAAAGAUGAUGCAGAGUUCAGGACUUUGAAUCUUGUUAAGAAGGUAAAGUAGGUCAUAUUGAUCCUUUUGAUGCAAUCAUCAUAUUAUGCUAACUAUUAUCCACCCACUGUUGUAUUAAUUGAAAAUGUAUUGUUCCUUUCUUUCCUCCAAAAAGGUUUGUAUAAAAUUUCAUGUGUCAAAGGAUUACUAAUGAGGGUUUUAUGAUUGAUUUUUUUUUUCCUUAAUUGAAAAUAGAUCCCAUUUCAUCA